AUGAAGAGGAUUCACAGAGGUACUACUGAAGCUUCAUCAUCCCGACCUAAUAGACAACAUCCCACGACCUCAACGAGGAGACAGAGAGCAGCUCCCCGAGAUCACAUUGAGGAUACUACAGAGGCUGAAGAUGUAGUUCCUACUCAUGAUAGUAAUGUUGACGCAAAGGUUGAAGAUGUAGCUGCUACUCAGGAUUGUAAUGUUGAGACGUAA
Prunus armeniaca (apricot) is the source of this 213-nucleotide messenger RNA. NCBI's taxonomy places the organism in Eukaryota, Viridiplantae, Streptophyta, Magnoliopsida, Rosales, Rosaceae. The record is from the annotation of a GenBank genome assembly.